AAUGAACCCGUUUAUGGUCGCACGAUACCCAUGGCAAAAACCAACCUUAUGUUCUUAACGGCGAAAUGCUUUGUUGGGUCUUUCCCUCUUCUCUGUUCUCCUUCUUCUUCCUCUGUCUUCCUUCCGUGCAGUGGGUCGAUUCAUGCACACAUUACAGAAGCCUGUCAUCGUCUCUUUCUGGACGGCAUGAGGCGCUAGACAGACAUAGAUGGCCUGGUUGUGAUCAAGACGUGUUCUGAAACGGAAAAGUCUCGUCUUCACAGAUGUGCAUGUACUGGAAUGUGCUGCUCGACGACGACCCUCGUGCGAACGUCGGACGGUGUGGGACGACGGAAUGACUGAUCACCCAACGAACCCAGUCUGUCCGGGUACCAUAGGAACACGACGGAAGGGAGAAGUCUUCUAUGACAGUGGCCUACAAGGGAAAGGGAAUGUGAACAUCCACCCCUCCAGGAAAGGUUUAUGGAAUAUGUGUAUCUGUCUCCAGAUCAAACUUGGGAAGAGAACAACCCCCAUUGCGAAUGCACAUUUGAUCCGCGUUUUUGUGUUCCAGUUUUCUCUCUGCCUCUGCGUUUGCUUCGUGUUUCUUCGGUUUCUCUCCCAUCGCGAGCCUUGGAGGAGAACAAAAGCUGGAACCAAGGGAAGGAGGAGAGAAAAAAAGGUGAGAUCACAAUCAUCACCUACUGAUAAUGUUAAGCGUCGGAUCAAGUUCCAGCUGGCCCUGCCGAUUGAUGUUUCAUCGAAAACUAUCAAAUUGAGGAAGAUUGGAAUUCUCGGAGUGGCUUCGUGUCGGGGUACGGUCUGCUGGGAGCAGGAAGCCAGGCACAGUAGCUGCGUUAUGGGAGAGAGAAAAAGGAUUCAGGCGGGUGCAGGCGGAAACGUUCCGAUCGAGUUUAGCAUCGUCAUUGUCGUUUGUGGGAUCCGAGGAAUUGUUUCUUCAUGACUUGAGACGCUGCUCGCUUCCAGGAGAGGGAGGUUUCGCGAUCGUUUAGCUGGGCGUUUGCGAACACAGUCGAGUAUUAUCGAGCAUCGCCAUUUGCAGGGAAGGCAAGUGGCUUGCCUGCGAGCGUCGUUCAAUGAC
This is a messenger RNA of Dissoconium aciculare CBS 342.82, 1081 nucleotides long. RefSeq lists its product as uncharacterized. The coding region runs from base 335 to 943 and encodes 202 amino acids. The transcript has a single exon. NCBI's taxonomy places the organism in Eukaryota, Fungi, Ascomycota, Dothideomycetes, Mycosphaerellales, Dissoconiaceae. The record is from RefSeq and is a predicted model, not a curated record.